Messenger RNA from Symbiodinium necroappetens, 375 nucleotides. NCBI's taxonomy places the organism in Eukaryota, Dinophyceae, Suessiales, Symbiodiniaceae. The record is from the annotation of a GenBank genome assembly.
AUGCAGGGCAUGGAUAUCUUCGCUCUGGUCGAAGAGAGCGAAUGCCGCUGCGGGGUCACCGCUGCAAACCGCACCCAAGCAGCUGUGGUAUGCAACCUUCGGCACCGCAAAGACGAGAAUCCGCUGCUGCAAUUCCAGGUAGCUGUUCUGGAGCACUUCGAGCCCGGGAGAGGCACCUGCCCGCUACGUGCCUACCGUUACAUUGGGCACCUUGAGGCUGGAGGUCUGCCACCCUCGAUGGUGACGGCUUUGGCAGGCGAUGUCGAGUAUGUGGACAGCGCUUCUUUGCUGACAAAACUUGGUUUCGCUGACGUUUGCUGUCAUGCGCGCAAGGUAUCGAAAAGUGGCAAGGUGGUGCCAGGUCAGCUUUGUUAG